Messenger RNA from Mycetomoellerius zeteki, 4467 nucleotides. It is a transcript of the gene Fhos, whose product is annotated as Formin homology 2 domain containing. The transcript has 20 exons. NCBI's taxonomy places the organism in Eukaryota, Metazoa, Arthropoda, Insecta, Hymenoptera, Formicidae. The record is from RefSeq and is a predicted model, not a curated record. Gene Ontology annotation, molecular function: actin filament binding. Gene Ontology annotation, biological process: cortical actin cytoskeleton organization. Gene Ontology annotation, cellular component: cytoplasm; cytoskeleton. The coding region runs from base 378 to 4154 and encodes 1258 amino acids.
CUCGAGGUAAGGCAUGUUGUUGCGCGUCGCGUAUUAACGUACGUAUAUAUUCGCGCUGCUUCGACAUAUCCUCUUUUCAUCUAUCGCGCGUGUGUUCAUAAUCUUACUUCUCGUACCGCGCUUUCCAACCACGCGGUUUCCGGCACGCGUUUCCGUUGUUCGCGUCGGCGGCGGAAGUGCGCGUGUCACCCGAAAGCCGACAGAUCGAAUCGAAAUAAAUCGGCAAUACGACAAACCGGUUCGCGCAUCGCGUGAGUGCGCCACGGCGUGCGCACACGAUCGUAGUGUGUACGUGAAGGGGGCAGGGGGGUGAACCUUAUCUUUUUUGGGGGACGAAAAAUUGCGAACAGUCCUGGCCGUCCCCGCGCCGGGAAGAAAUGUAUCGCCAGAUGUUUUUUACGUGCCAAGUGCAGUACCUCAAUGACGUCGAUCCGUUCAGUUAUCCAACCCUCUAUCCGGAUGUUAACCCUCCUGAUCACACCUUCAGCGCGACCUUGCCGCUAAUCAAUCAGCUUGCCGCUGUGCAUCGGCUCCUUCGGGCACCUCACAGGCUCGAUGACACGGCGCUCCAGUUGUACAAGGGCGGCGAUUAUGGUGCUUACCUGGACCUUGAAGCCUCCAUUAAUGAGCAACAGGAAGAGUUUGAGGGCUUUCAUGAAGGUGAAAGCCGGAAGAACGCGAUCAUUCUCAGAACCCAACUGUCCGUGAGGGUUCACACCAUCAUAGAAAAAUUGCUGAACAGCGAGGGCCGCGAGCUGCGACGGGCUCUCUUCUCCCUCAAGCAGAUUUUUCAGGAGGACAAGGAUCUGGUACACGAAUUUGUGCAAAAUGACGGACUCGCCUGCCUGAUCAAAGUCAGCAGCGAAGCCGACCAGAAUUACCAAAAUUACAUUUUACGAGCACUCGGCCAGGUGAUGCUGUAUGUCGACGGUAUGAACGGGGUGAUGGAACAUGGGCAGACAGUGGAAUGGUUAUAUACGUUAAUUGCUAGUCGUUUUCGGCUGGUGGUGAAGACGGCGUUGAAACUACUGCUCGUGUUUGUGGAAUACGUGGAAACAAACAGUCUGCUAUUGGUCAGAGCUGUAAGGGCGGUCGAUCAAGCGAGGGGCGUGGUACCGUGGAUUAAUGUAAUGAAACUCCUGAAGGAUUAUGAUGCCGCCGACACAGAGUUGCUUAUAUACGCAACAACUUUGAUCAACAAGUGUUUGAACGGUAUCCCCGAUCAAGACACAUACUACGAUCAAGUGGACUGCCUGGAGGAACAGGGUAUGGAGGGCGUUAUCCAGAGGUACAUGUCAAAACAGGGCACAGAUCUCGACCUGCUCAGGCAGUUUCAGAUUUACGAAGCGGUACUGCAUCACGAAGAUGGAGACAGAGGAUCGCCUAUACGCCAAUUGGAUGACAAUAUAAGAAAAACUUUACGAAACCGAAAGUCUCUAGUGGAUUCUCACGAAAGGCGAAAGUCUCGGAGGCAUUCUACGGGUAAUUCACCCCUGUCAAUGUCUCUGAAUGCACGGCUGAGUCCACGAUUAAAUCAUUCUCUGGGUGUGAGUACGUUGAAUAACACCUUGAAUUCAAACUUACCAGAUGAUGACGACGAAUCAAGUAGUUCUCAAAGUUCUCAGGGUCAUCUAGGUGAAGUUCAACUCAAUGGUAGUUACAAAGAGAAUAAAGUGGACGUUGGUGUUACACCAGCGCUGAGACGACGAAGAGAACGCGCGGAGAGACAGAGGAGUUUCAUUAGAGAGCAACAAGAGGCUACUGCAAACCUGAGAGCUUCGCUUGGUCACACCGAUGAUCAGGAAAGUCAGUUCGCAACAAACAGUCUACGAUAUACAAACGGUAUCUCUUAUGAGAGGAACGCUGAUUCUCCUUCGAACAAGUUGUCCAGAACGAACAGCAGAAAAGACUUGACGCCCUUGAUGAAUGCCGCGAACAAGCUCGACUCGGAGGAGAAGAAACCAUGGUACGGCAAAAGUCCCAACGAAGGUGUCGAGUACAACGAGAGUAAUCACAUCGACGAAGACGAGGAUCGUCGAGUGGUUCUACAGCUUAAGAGGGAAGGAACUGUCAAGGAUCUCACUCAGAAGUUGGCAGCACAGAAUCUUAUACCUAGCAGCCCUGUGGAGGAGAAAGUUUCCAGGAUAGGAGAUAUGAGUGGGUUGAUCUCGAAGGCAAAAGAAGGUCUAGCGAAGUCGAAGUCAAAAGCGGACGUACUAAAAUCGCCAACCAGCGAUAAUUUGCCGAAACUGCAGGAAACGAAGAAAUCAGAGAAUGAACUGCACUGGGAAGAACUGGUAAAGAAACUGAAGAGACCAUUGGCACUUUGCGACUUGGAUUUCACUGAUCUAAAUUCCGAAGAUGAGAUCGAUGUGUUGGGAUCUGCUAAUGUGACGAAUGGAGUGCCACCGCCGCCACCACCGAUGGCACCUUCAAAUGGAGACACUUCGGCACCUCCGCCACCGCCGUUGGGAGCGAGAUUGCCACCGCCUCUUCCUCAGGGUCCCCCGCUGCCAUUCGGUGUCAGCUUGAAGAUGUCGAGGCCAUCGCCACUAACUAACGAGACCAGUAACACGCCAAAGAGUCCGCCAUCGUUGCUCGCGAAGAAGAGCAAGAAGACGGUGAAGCUGUUCUGGAAGGAAGUACGAGACGAUCCCAACAUUCUUGCACGGCUCGACAAACACAAGAUGAUCUGGGACGAACUAACGCCUGUGGCCGUCGACACACAAAAGCUCGAGCAUCUUUUCGAGAGUCGCGCUAAGGAUCUCAUCACCAAGAAACAGCAGGAGAUGAACAAGAACAAGGAAAUUAUUGUGCUAAAUCAUAAAAGAUCAAACGCCAUCAACAUUGGUAUGACGAAACUACCGCCACCAAGAUCCAUCAAGACUGCGAUUUUGAAAAUGGAUGCUACAAUCAUGAAUAGAGAGGGUAUCGAGAAACUCCUAACGAUGCUACCUACUAAGGAAGAAAAGUCCAGGAUACAAGAGGCACAGGCUGCCAAUCCUGACCUUCCCUUAGGAUCGGCUGAACAGUUCCUUCUAACUUUGACCUCCAUCUCGGAAUUGCCAGCAAGGCUAAAGCUGUGGGCAUUCAAGCUAGACUUCGAAAAUUCCGAGAAAGAAAUCGCAGAUCCUUUAAUGGAUUUGAAACAGGGUAUGGAGACUUUGCGAGUGAAUAAAACGUUCCGUGGGAUUCUAAGCACACUCCUUUCGAUCGGGAUAUUCCUCAACGGAAAUGAGGUGAAGGGCUUUCAACUAGAAUACCUCGUCAAAGUACCUGAAGUGAAGGAUACGGUUCACAAACACUCGUUGCUUCAUCAUCUUUGCCACAUGGUGAUGGAGAAGUUUCCGGAUUCUACGGACCUCUAUUCCGAGAUUGGUGCGGUAACGAGAGCCUCGAAAAUCGAUUUCGACGAGCUGGCGGCGAACAUCGCGAAACUCGAGAGCGAGUGCAAAGCAUCUUGGGACCAUCUCAAGCUCAUUGCGAAGCAUGAUGGUUCUACGAUGAUGAAGGUCAAGAUGUCUGAUUUCCUUGCUGAUUGUGCCGAAAGGAUAAUCGUCUUAGGCAUCGUUCACAGACGUAUCAUAAACCGUUUCCGCAAAUUCAUUCUGUGGUUGGGUAUACCACUGCACAGAAUACAAGACACAAAACCAAACGAGUUUUGUAGAAUUGUGUCCGAAUUUGCUCUGGAGUACAGAACCACUAGGGAACGAGUGAUACAGCAGCUCGAGAAGAAAGCCAAUCAUCGAGAACGCAAUAAGACCAGAGGGAAGAUGAUAACAGAGGUCGGCAAGUUUCGUACAAAAGAGGAUCGAGCGGACGCGGAACUCAGACAACUACUUGGCAGUGACAUUUCAGAUGUCGAGAGUAUCCACGGCACUUUACCAUGGAGAAGACAGAAGAAAGACGGGCGUAUAAUUUCACUGGGUCCGGUACUCAGGGACGAAAGCACCAACGGUAACUUAGCUGAUGGAGUUGACGAAUUAUUGGAAUCUUUGGUGAAAACCGCAACAAAAACGCCAGCUACUAGAACUACGCCACGCGAACGCAAGAGGACCAGACACGCCGAUCGUAAGUCUUUGCGUAGAACGUUAAAGAACGGUCUCUCGGAAGAGGAGAAGAAGCACAUCGCCGCCUACAUCAAGGGCUAUUGACUGUGAUAAUACUCAAAGGCCACGACAUGCUUUCACGAAACGAGACGAAGAAAGAACUGGAAGUUAAUACUGCGAAGGGGCGGAACAGUGGAAGCUCGGUGAAAACAUUGCGACCUCUCCGUCGUAGAUCUUCGACUAUAGGAUUCUGUUUUCCCCUAUUAUCAGGACGCUCCGAGAUCGGACUGCAUCGACGAUCGACUCUGCGACACUCUCUGACUCGUUGACGUUCGAGUUCGAUAUUCGCGUGAAGCCCCAUGUGCACUUCGUGUGUGCACCUGUCGUUCGAUUUGCUAAGGUAGGAUAAUAAGUAUGA